Sitophilus oryzae (rice weevil) is the source of this 3119-nucleotide messenger RNA. Its product is annotated as protein zer-1 homolog. The transcript is spliced from 10 exons. Bases 206 to 2506 code for a protein of 766 amino acids. NCBI's taxonomy places the organism in Eukaryota, Metazoa, Arthropoda, Insecta, Coleoptera, Curculionidae. Gene Ontology annotation, cellular component: Cul2-RING ubiquitin ligase complex. The record is from RefSeq and is a predicted model, not a curated record.
UCAGCUGAUAGAUUGUGAAUUGUCAAAAAUAUCAGAAAUGUCAUAUCUUCUCACAACAAAAAUAGUUUUGCCAAAACAUCUGGAAUUUCAAUAUAUUUAUAAUAAUGAACGUUUAGCACAUAUUUUGCAAUAAUAGCCAUAAUCUAUUCAUACUGAUAUUUUAGAUACGUCGGUGUCAUGAUAAUAUCAAAAUAAAAACGUAAAGAUGCCCCAAAGCAUAUGUCGACACUCCGCCGUUAUACCAGCAGAUGCCUGUUGUUUCUGUAACUCCUCUGCCCCUGAAAAGCUGAUUGAUAUAUGCUUCAACUAUAUCGAUAAAAACCUCGAUUCGAUUUGUGAAUAUACCGGUUACUCAGGCAACUUGAAACUAAAAGAUGGUAUAUCAUUACCCGUGGAAAUUUGUGAAAGACUGUUGAAUGUGCGCUAUCAAAGUUUGUGCAUUGUAGACUCUCAUUUUAUUAAUAUUUUUAAAGAUGUUAAAAACACUAGAUUAAAAAGAGUUCGCUUGCGUAAAAGCGAUAUACAAGAUCACGAUUUAAAAGUGUUGUUAAGUCAUCAGUUAGUAGAGCUAGAGUUAGCUCACAGUAAAGAUCUUACCCAUAAUUGUCUUCGACAUAUAACAUCUUAUGGGUCAAGUUUGAUCUCAUUAAAUAUCGGAGAAGAAGUGAAAGUUUUCCCCCAAUCUGUUUUCGGCGUUUUAAGUCAAUUGAAACAAAACUACAUCUUUCUGGCUCUAAAUUUACGUAGAUUAACGUUAAGAUGUUGUCAAGGAUUAUCUCCACAGUUUUAUACCCUACUUUUAAACCCAAUAACUAAUUUGACAUACUUAGAUUUAAGUAAUUGCAGUAGUCUAGGCAGAUUUGAGUAUUCAGAACAUCUAGAAAAUUUACGCAGUCUGAUAUUGUACAAUGUGAAUGGUAUAGAUUUGAUGAUACCAUCUAUUUGUAAGCUUAAAGCGUUGACACACUUAGAUAUAUCGCAGAGCAAAGAUGAAAAUAGAAAAUUUCCUCUACCUACACUUACACUACAAACAAUAGUAACAGAGCUGUUUCAUUUAACAUCUCUGGAUAUAUCUGGAACGAAUUUGGCUGGUACAGGUAUAGCAGAAACAGUAAAGUCAAGAGGGUCGGAUAUAACAGGACUAGAGUCAAGAGUAAACAACCCUUUUCAUUUUUUGGGUUUAUAUGAAACCUCUCAUGAUGCUUGUUUAAGACAUGAUAUACCAGCUGAAUUGGUUGCAGGAAAUGCUAACGAAGAGCAAAUUUUAAUAUCUGCUCUAGCCUAUAUGGAACGAACAGAGAUGUUACAAAAAGUUUUAAAUGAACUAUUCCAUUUAUUUCGUUUUGAGACGUGCCAAUAUAUAGGACAAGCUUUAAAUGUGGUGUUGGAAUCAAUGAACAGACACCUUCAUGAAAGGCAUAUACAAAUUUCAGGAAGUGCAACACUGUUUUAUAUAGUAAAAGGAACAGACAGAGAAUUGCAUGAUGCCGUACAUGUUAAAAGAAAAAUUAUAUCAACGCUUCUUAAUGGUAUGAGUAUACAUAGGAAUGAUGAAACAAUGAUGCGUAAUGGUUGUUUGACUUUGUGUCAAUUUAAAAUACCUUUAGAUGUGCUUUUUGAAUAUGAGAGAUUGGUGGAUGUCUUACUAUAUUCGGUCCAUGGAAUGACAGCUGAAAGUUUUGUCCAGAGAAUCGGAAUAUAUCUAUUAAAUUCUUUGGCGUGUCAAGUGGAUGGAUACCAAAAAGUCAGAUUAGGCGAAUUGGGUGCUAUAAACAAAAUGAUUUCAUUGAUAUCGGAGAGAUUGGAAAGAGGUUAUUGCGAUGAUGUAUUGGAAGUGGCAUGGUCGACAAUGUGGAACGUCACGGACGAGACACCUUCAAACUGUAAAAAGUUCCUGGAGAAUAACGGAAUGCAAUAUUUCUUGUGGUGUCUAGAGAAAUUCCCAGCGAAAGAUGACCUUUUAAGGAACAUGAUGGGCUUGUUGGGCAACGUAGCGGAAGUGAAAGAACUUCGCCAUUACCUAAUGACGCCCGAUUACUUGAAAGUUUUUUCCAGUCUCUUGGAUUCCAGAUGUGAUGGCAUCGAAGUAAGCUACAAUGCAGCUGGAGUGAUAUCUCACAUAGCGUCUGAUGGUCCAGAAGUUUGGACGGUCGAUGAACCGUCACGUCAGGAAGUGCUGGAUAAAAUGGUAGAAGCCAUUGACAGAUGGGAUUUGAAUUCAGUGAGGAACAUCAAUUAUAGAUCUUUUGAACCCAUUUUGUAUCUUGUCAAGAUCUAUCACACGCCGGAAUGUCAAAGGUGGGCCGUCUGGGCUUUAGCAAAUCUUACCAAAGUUUAUCCUGAUAAAUAUUGCCACUUGGUGGAAAAAGAACAAGGUUUAGUAUUACUACAAGAACUGAUCAAACAUCCAGAACCCCCGGACGCUAUAAGGAAACUGGCCAUGAUUGUUUUGGAUAAUUGUUGGAAAUACAAGAACCACGACUGGCAACAAGAAUUAGACGGCUAACACGUGAAAUAUACAUUUAAUCCGUACUAUUUGUUUAUAUAAUAUAUUAUAACUCAAUUGAAAUAUGUUUUGCGCAACUGCUCUCUCUAAAAACACGGGCAAGCAAAAAAAAUAAAAAAUAAUUGAUUUAUGCUCAUUCUAUAAUAAUAAUCUUUAUUUUUUUUCUGAUCUAAGAUUAAUUUAAUAUAAAAAGUAACAAUCAAAAACUCACAAGAUUUCAGUAAUAACUCUUAAUAAUUUUCUUAAGAAAUAAUAAUGUUUUGAAGUCGACUUUUGGCGAUAAAUUCUUUCAUUUUUAUAUGGUUUUUGCUAUAUACAUACAUGAAUUUAUAUAAAUUGAUUAAUAUAGAGAAUUCUACGAUAUUUAUAAAAUAUAACAAAUAAGUUUUAGUAUGGACAAACCUUUUUAGUGUUGUUUCUUUUAAUGAAGAAAUAAUUGCUUUUUGUCUGAUAAAAGAAAUGUAGAAAUCGUAGUAAAUUCUUUGUGGAGUGUUAUUAUGUUUUUUUCUUGUAUAUAUUUUCUUUUCUUGGGUUAUAUUUUUGAUGUAAUUUAAAUGUUUAUUAUAUAUUUCAACUUUUUAGUUUCUGUUUAAGCAAAUUAAAGAUAUUUAUU